GCAUUGGCGGGGGUUACAGCCUCGUGCGCGGUUCUGUUCUCCCAUUGGUCAGCGCUGAGGCUUUUCCUCGCCGCUUCAACUAUCCUAGGACAUUUCUCGGCCUCCCCUUUUCCGCUUCUGCGCAGUUCUCCUAGACUUGUUCCGCUCGUCUCUCCGCAAGUACAGUCACAAUGUCGGAAUUUAACGCGGUGCCGACCGGGCCCGGAGUUCCAGCCUCUACCCAGCAACCGCCCGGAGCAGGCGGCCCUGGGAUCAGGAAAGACGCUUUCGCCGACGCGGUGCAGAGGGCCCGGCAGAUAGCAGCCAAGAUCGGAGGCGACACCGGGACACCGCCGAUUAAUAACAGUGCGACGCUGCCGGAGUUCCCUUUUCCGGGGCAGAAACGACAGCUGGAGGACGCAGAACAGCCAGACAGUAAGAAACUAGCUUCUCAGAAUGACCCAGUCGGAGCACAGCUUGCUGCUAUCCACCAGCAAAGGACGACUAUAACCGAGGAGUACCGGGUGCCUGACGGCAUGGUGGGACUCAUAAUCGGACGGGGGGGUGAACAGAUCAAUAAAAUACAGCAAGACUCGGGGUGCAAGGUACAAAUAGCACCAGACAGCGGUGGUCUACCAGAUAGAAGUGUUUCUUUGACAGGGUCUCAAGACUCUAUCCAAAAAGCGAAGGGGCUCCUGGACGAAAUUGUCUCUCGUGGCCGAGGCGGUCCCCCCGGCCCCUUCCAUGACUCCACGAACGGGCAGAACGGCUCGGUGCAGGAGCUCAUGAUCCCUGCGGGCAAGGCGGGGCUCGUCAUCGGCAAGGGGGGCGAGACCAUCAAGCAGCUGCAGGAGCGUGCGGGUGUGAAGAUGAUUCUGAUUCAGGACGGCUCUCAGUCUGCGAACAUGGACAAGCCCCUGCGCAUCAUUGGAGACCCCUACAAAGUGCAGCAAGCUCGUGAAAUGGUGAUGGAGAUUCUGCGGGAGAGAGACCACGGUGGCUUUGGGGAGAGGAGCGAGUACGGCUCCCGAAUGGGAGCGGGGUCCGGAGGAGGGGGUUCUGGGUCUGGAGGAGGGGGCAUAGAGUCGUUCUCUCUGCAGAUCCCUGUGCCUCGGCACUCUGUGGGAGUGGUGAUUGGUCGAAGCGGCGAAAUGAUCAAAAAGAUCCAGAACGAUGCCGGAGUUCGAAUACAGUUCAAACCGGAUGAUGGCACGGGCCCCGACAAGGUGGCGCACAUCAUGGGCCCCCCAGAGCGCUGCGAGCAUGCGGCAAGCAUCAUCAAUGAGCUGCUGCAGAGCAUUCGGAGUGGUCCUCCAGGCCCCCCAGGUCCUGGGAUGCCCCCUGGGGGUCGUGGACGGGGGCGGAGUCAAGGGAAUUGGGGUCCCCCUGGGGGGGAGGUCACCUUCUCCAUCCCUAGCCACAAGUGUGGGCUCGUCAUUGGCAGAGGCGGGGAGAAUGUGAAAGCCAUUAACCAGGAGACGGGUGCGUUCGUGGAGAUCUCCAGACAGCCCCCGCCCAACGGGGACCCCAACUUCAAAUUGUUCAUCAUCCGGGGUUCCCCCCAGCAGAUUGACCACGCCAAGCAGCUCAUAGAGGAGAAGAUCGAGGCUCCUCUGUGUCCAGUUGGCCCUGGUCUGGGUGGUCCAGGCCCUUCAGGUCCAAUGGGCCCCUACAACCCAGGCCCGUACAACCAGGGGCCUCCUGGUGCACCCCCACACGGAGGACCCCCUCCCCCUCACCAGUACCCUCCCCAGGGAUGGGGCAACACCUACCAGCAGUGGCAGGCCCCCGGACCCCAUGACCCAAGUAAGGCGGCGGCAGCAGCAGACCCCAACGCAGCCUGGGCUGCUUACUACGCCCAGUACUACCAGCAGAGUGGCGCCCCAGUGCCAGGGCAGCCCGCCAGCACUCCCAGUGGAGCUACUGGUGAGCAGCCACCUGUUAGUCAGAACGCCACAGGACAACCAGAUUACACCAAGGCAUGGGAGGAGUACUACAAGAAACUAGCUCAGGCGUCUGGCACAGCAGCAGCAACGCCCCAAGCAGCCGCAGGUCAGACUGACUACAGCGCUGCCUGGGCAGAGUACUACAGACAGCAGGCAGCUUACUAUGGGCAGCCAGGGGCCCCCGUGCCGGGACAACAGCAGCCUUCCUCACAGCAGGGGCAGCAGGCCCAGUGAAGAGGGGAGGGGGAUACACAAUUUGAAAAGUGAACUCUUACGUCCUGUGAAAACAAACAUUCAGUUCAGUCCUCCUGGGUUUUCUUUUCUCCUUUUUUUUUUUUUUUUUUUAAUAAACAUUGGGAUUGCCUGGCUGUAGGAUCUCUCCUCUCCUUGCCCCUCUAGUCAAGAAAUCUGCAAAGUUUUAUCUACAAUGAUCUAUCAAUGACACAAAAUCACGGCUUUUGAAUGAACAAACAUUUUCUGGCUGGUACAAGACUUGCAGAAAACUACAACUUCUGUCCAUUUGUAAACUUCAGGGUAGCACAAAAAAGAACAUUGUAUUGGGCUCUAAUCUACUUUUUGUUUUUAAUUGUUUUGUUUUUUUAAUUGUAGGAAAUGCGUUUUUUUUUUCUGACCCAAGAUGAACAUUCCCUUUUUUUUGGUAAAGUUGUCUUAUUUUUAUUUCACAACUGCUCUGAAGAAAUUAAGUGUUUUUUUUAAGCUGGGCUGUUAGUGAGUGGGUUUGUCUGUUUCAGCACGAGACACACAAUGAGUUGUACGCUUGGUUUUUACUUUUUAAUGCUAGUUUUUAAAACUUCACAAUAAACAAUAUCAAAAUG
Acipenser ruthenus (sterlet) is the source of this 2761-nucleotide messenger RNA. Its product is annotated as far upstream element-binding protein 2-like. NCBI's taxonomy places the organism in Eukaryota, Metazoa, Chordata, Actinopteri, Acipenseriformes, Acipenseridae. Gene Ontology annotation, cellular component: cytoplasm; nucleus. Gene Ontology annotation, biological process: regulation of DNA-templated transcription. The transcript is spliced from 19 exons. The record is from RefSeq and is a predicted model, not a curated record. The coding region runs from base 171 to 2159 and encodes 662 amino acids. Gene Ontology annotation, molecular function: mRNA binding.